AUGAAAGUCACCCUCACUACCCUCACGGCCCUCGCGCCCCUCAUCAUCACCGCCUCCGCCCAAGCCAGCGGCUCCGGCUCCACAACCCGCUACUGGGACUGCUGCAAGCCCUCCUGCGCCUGGCCCGGCAAGGGCAGCCUCGCCAAGGGGCCCCUGGGAACCUGCGACAGGAGCGACAACCCGCUCAACGACGGCGGGUCGACUCGGUCCGGGUGCGACGCCGGCGGCAGCGCCUACAUGUGCUCGAGCCACAGCCCCUGGGCCGUCGACGAUAACCUCUCGUACGGGUGGGCCGCCGUGCGGAUUAACGGGCAGACGGAGAACGAUUGGUGCUGUGCUUGCUAUGAGUUGACGUUUACGAGUGGGCCAGUUAAUGGGAAGAAGAUGAUUGUGCAGGCGACGAAUACUGGGGGGGACUUGGGGCAGAAUCACUUUGAUAUUGCGAUGCCCGGCGGUGGUGUCGGCAUCUUCAACGGCUGCACCGACCAGUGGGGAUCCCCGCCAAACGGCUGGGGCGAGCGCUACGGAGGCAUUAGCAACGGUGCCGACUGCGACAGCUUCCCUGAGAAGCUCAAGGCCGGCUGCAAGUGGCGAUUCGACUGGUUCGGCGGCGCCGAUAACCCGUCCGUCACCUUCCAGCAGGUGCAGUGCCCUGCCGAGCUUGUCGAGAAGUCUGGAUGUCAGAGGAAUGGGAUUUGA
This is a messenger RNA of Scedosporium apiospermum, 699 nucleotides long. Its product is annotated as Glycosyl hydrolase family 45. Lineage: Eukaryota; Fungi; Ascomycota; Sordariomycetes; Microascales; Microascaceae. Gene Ontology annotation, biological process: carbohydrate metabolic process. The coding region runs from base 1 to 699 and encodes 232 amino acids. The transcript has 2 exons. The record is from RefSeq and is a predicted model, not a curated record. Gene Ontology annotation, molecular function: cellulase activity.